CCCUUUCCCAAGAUAGCCAGGUCUGUUUCCCUGUGGCUGCAGUGGCCAAACUUAGUUUUUGGUGAUGGGCCUCAGUAGUACCUCUGCCCUCCUUCCUAGAAGUUUUCCCUAUGUCCCCUCCACUCUGUCCCACAUCCAUCAUGGCACCUACCCCUGUUAUAGGCCGGCUGUCUCCCUCCAGCCUCAAGGGUUGCUGAGUCUGGUCACCUCUGUGACCCCAGUGCAUGUGAGGGAUGGGCACAGGCUCGGCUCCUGUUGGCCGACUAUGUGACAAAAUUGAGUUGCCCCAUCCUGGCCUGACCCCAAAGCCCCUCCUUCUGGGCUGAUGACCCUGGACCAAGAUAGGCCCCUGUGGUCGAGGCUGGGGCUUCUCUUGUGGUGCCUGGCACUGCCCUUUUGUCCUGACCAGGGCUCACAAUGAGCUACAAGCCUCGUGUCUCCAGGAAGGAAGUGGGGGCAGUGGUCAGUGUGGUCCCUGUCUGCCCCGCCCGCAGACCUGACAAUGGGGCUCCCUGGCCCCAUGCUGGGCAGAAUGGCUCCUGUACAUGCAGGAGGGCACUGGGGGGUUCUGCCUGGUCUCUUCUGCAGGCGUUCUUCUGGAUAUUCAGCAACACUUUGGGGUCAAGGACCGCGGCGCCGGCUUGCUGCAGUCAGUUUUCAUCUGCAGCUUCAUGGUGGCCGCCCCCAUCUUCGGCUACCUGGGUGACCGCUUCAACAGGAAAGUGAUCCUCAGCUGCGGGAUUUUCUUCUGGUCGGCGGUCACGUUCUCCAGCUCCUUCAUCCCCCAGCAGCACUUCUGGCUGCUGGUCCUCUCCCGCGGGCUGGUGGGCAUCGGCGAGGCCAGCUACUCCACCAUCGCGCCCACCAUCAUCGGCGACCUCUUCACCAAGAACACGCGCACGCUCAUGCUGUCUGUCUUCUACUUCGCCAUCCCGCUGGGCAGCGGUCUGGGCUAUAUCACCGGCUCCAGCGUGAAGCAGGCAGCCGGAGACUGGCACUGGGCCUUGCGGGUGUCCCCCAUCCUGGGCAUGAUCACAGGAACGCUCAUCCUUGUCCUGGUCCCGGCCACGAAGAGGGGCCACGCCGACCAGCUUGGGGGGCAGCUCAAGGCACGGACGUCAUGGCUCCGGGACAUGAAGGCCCUGAUCCGCAACCGCAGCUACGUCUUCUCCUCCCUGGCCACGUCGGCCGUGUCCUUCGCCACAGGGGCCCUCGGCAUGUGGAUUCCGCUCUACCUGCACCGUGCCCAAGUCGUGCAGAAGACGGCAGAGACCUGCAGCAGCCCGCCCUGUGGGGCCAAGGACAGCCUCAUCUUUGGGGCCAUCACCUGCUUCACGGGUUUUCUGGGUGUGGUCACGGGGGCAGGAGCCACGCGCUGGUGCCGCCUGCGGACCCAGAGGGCUGACCCACUGGUGUGCGCUGUGGGCAUGCUGGGCUCUGCCAUCUUCAUCUGCCUCAUCUUUGUGGCCGCCAAGAGCAGCAUCGUGGGGGCCUAUAUCUGCAUCUUCGUAGGGGAGACGCUGCUGUUUUCUAACUGGGCCAUCACCGCGGACAUCCUCAUGUAUGUGGUCAUCCCCACCAGGCGGGCUACUGCCGUGGCCCUGCAGAGCUUCACCUCCCACCUACUGGGGGAUGCCGGAAGCCCCUACCUCAUUGGCUUUAUCUCUGACCUGAUCCGCCAGAGCACCAAGGACUCCCCGCUCUGGGAGUUUCUGAGCCUGGGCUAUGCCCUCAUGCUGUGCCCCUUCGUCGUGGUCCUGGGUGGCAUGUUCUUCCUGGCCACCGCGCUCUUCUUCCUCAGCGACCGUGCCAAGGCUGAGCAGCAGGUGAACCAGCUGGUGAUGCCUCCCGCAUCCGUGAAAGUCUGAGGCAGUGCCGCUGGGAUAAUGAAGGACCCCGCCUCCCGCCUGGUCUGGGAGGCGUCCCCCGGCACCCUGGCCCUGCAGGGCUGUCCCGAAGCUUUCCUUGUGGCCCACAGCGGGGCACCCACCAGCUCUGGUCUGGGACUGCUGGGUGGCAGUGGCCCCAAGAAGCUGUGUCCUCAACUAACCUGGAAGGCUGUGUGUGCUGGAGCCACGCCCUGGGACAGGCCGCCCCCAGGCCCCGGUCCGGGCCACAGGGGCCCUGGGGUCCCGGAAGGAGACAGCCCCCCAUGGGUGUGUGGGGAGAGGUUGGCCUGUCCCCAGCUUAUGUGAUCCUGGGGCAGUCUCUGCCCUCCCCAGACCCUGGGGUCAGGGGACUGGACUUUCCCAUACAGCUUGCUGGGCAAGGUGCUGGCUGCAGCUUUGAAGACCCAACAGCCCCUGGACCACACGGACAGGAGGGGGUCCAGGCCUCAGGGCGGCACUUCUGGCUCCCCAAGGGCCGGAUCCAUGAGGACCUCUGACCUUGAGGACAUUGGACUCAACCUGGCAAGAGCCGGGCACCCAAGCUGCUGGCGCUUCCCAGCCCGGCUGGUCACUCUGGAGGGCACUGGGGCUGGUCCCAGGUGGGGGACCAGGCUGACAGGGAGCUGGCGUCACCAGGAGUGAAGGCCCUGGUGGCGCAACGCACCACCUGUGCCCCGUGCUUGAGACCUUUGGGGCUUCCCCGCCCCUACAGGGCUCCUUGGGUCCACUGAAGCACCCCCACUGUCCAUCCCCUGCCUGACCAUCCCCACAGAAGCCAGGAACUGAUUCCUGCCCCCAGGCUGGGCCCCUCCCAGGGGCAGCGCCCAGGGGAGUAUUCCCAGAAUCCGUGGGGCAGUAGCCAGGGCUCUGGCUGCCAGAGGAAGCAGCCAUCCUCCAAGCUUCCUGUCCCUGGGGAGAGCCUGGUGGAGGCUGAGGCGCAUUGGGAGAGGCCAGCACUCAAAAGAGUCACCUCCCUGCGCAUGUCAGCCACUCAGUUCACACGUUUCCAUGUGGCCCAGACUCCCCCCGCCCCGCCACCAGGGUACAGCUGCCAACUUCACAUCAGAA
Messenger RNA from Odocoileus virginianus texanus, 2957 nucleotides. The record is from RefSeq and is a predicted model, not a curated record. Lineage: Eukaryota; Metazoa; Chordata; Mammalia; Artiodactyla; Cervidae.